Messenger RNA from Hylaeus anthracinus, 1450 nucleotides. RefSeq names its product CKLF-like MARVEL transmembrane domain-containing protein 4. NCBI's taxonomy places the organism in Eukaryota, Metazoa, Arthropoda, Insecta, Hymenoptera, Colletidae. The record is from RefSeq and is a predicted model, not a curated record. Gene Ontology annotation, cellular component: membrane. The transcript is spliced from 5 exons. Bases 251 to 796 code for a protein of 181 amino acids.
GAUCGCACAGUUCGUAACGCACCUACCAGGUUGUAUAGAUCCAUUCGGAAUAGUGUAGUUUGUUUCGAAACGUUUCGGUGUUGUUUUCACUGUUAUAUAUUCAUGCGUUCCGUUUCGGUGAAAAGAAGAAGUUCACGUUGUUCCUGGGUGUUUCAAGGACAGAAAAACGCCUUUUUGUGUAUACGAGAGGGACGUGAAUUGGGAAGUAAUCGUGCGUGUAGAUCAGUCUGUCAAGUCAGAGCGACCAGAGAUGAUGGAUCAAGGAUUCCCUGGACAGCAUACCACCACAACAACAGUGACAACAACAAGCACUACCACGCAACCAAAUAUUCGAUUCGAUACGUCGUAUAUAAGAACAGUGCCCGGUAUGCUGAAAGUCGCUCAAGUGGCGUUCAAUCUUUUGGGAUUCAUAUGCAUCACAGCAUCGAGCCAAGGUAAUACGAGUCGCGGAGGAUGGUUCAAUACGGUAGCCAUGAUUGGCUUCUGGUGCACGGGAAUAUUACUCGUCUUCUACCUGUUCCAUAUAGUCGAGAAAUUCUCGAAAAUUCCUUGGCUGAAAGUUGAGUUUAUAUAUUGCGCAAUUUGGACAGCUUUCUAUUUGCUGGCCGCUGCGCUUGCAGCAGAUUACGCUAAAGUUGUGGAAGCUUUCGGAGCCGCUGCGUUCUUUGGAUUCUGCGCUAUGGUAGCUUAUGGCUACGACGCAUGGCUGAAGUUUCAAGGGGUGAGAAGCGGUGCCUUAGCGCAAGGCCAAUACUCCCCCAAACAAGUCUCCACGGUGACGAGUCCUGCGUAUUAACAACGUAAAUCCAAAUAAAAAAAUUGUCAUUUCUACGCAUUCGAUUUAAUUAAAUCUUACGCAUGUAUUCGUACGUUUCUGGAAACGCACUAUAUAAGAAUUGGGCACAACAGAUUUGUCAAUUUCGUAACGCUUAAGUUUGCUAUCUUGAUUGAAGUACGUAUAUAUUCGCGUGUAUGUAGAUGCCUGUAAUCUCACUCGUGCACGGUAUUCGGUAACCUCAUAUCAUUGUAAAAAGACUAUAAAAAGACGAUAUAUAUAUUACUAUAUACGCGUAUUUUUGAAUCAAUAUAUGUAUAUAUACAUACAUAUGUAUAUACACACAUAUACAUAUAUGUUAAUUGAUCGUAUAUAUAGUUGUACAUUAUGAGUUUUUAAUGUUUGUUAAUAUUGAAUAUUUUUUGACAGGUAGUAUAUACAUAUACAUAUAUUUGUAUACAUGUACAAGAAAUAUAUAUUUAAUCAGUAUUGUGUUUAUGCUACAAAACGUUGACACUUUAUAUUUGUACUCAUUUUGUAUUUAAUUUUAUACGAUGGCAACUCGAUUGCUUUGUGUCGGAUCUUAAUUAUAGUGGCAUCUAGGCGGACAAUUGUCUCAAAUUAAGAAGGCGGUUAAAACAUGUAAUACAAUAAAUGGGAUUAUUGUUUUUCGAA